Messenger RNA from Stylophora pistillata, 2310 nucleotides. RefSeq lists its product as uncharacterized. Gene Ontology annotation, biological process: glutathione catabolic process. The record is from RefSeq and is a predicted model, not a curated record. Gene Ontology annotation, molecular function: glutathione gamma-glutamate hydrolase. Lineage: Eukaryota; Metazoa; Cnidaria; Anthozoa; Scleractinia; Pocilloporidae.
CAUGGCGGCAGGUUCUGUGGAAUCUACGUUGCCUUUCAUUUCUCGUCGAUCUCCUGUUAUUUCCCUUUAUGGAGCGGUUGCUUCAAGUCAACCACUAGCAACAGACGCAGGAUUACAGAUUUUGCGAGCUGGUGGAAAUGCAGCCGACGCAGCAGUCGCUGUUGCCGCCUGUUUGAAUGUGACGGAACCUUGCAGCACUGGUAUAGGAGGAGAUGCGUUCGGUUUAUUUUAUGACGCGAAAAAGAAAAUUGUCAAAGGAAUCAAUGGGAGUGGACGGGCAUCGUCCAACUUGACGUUAGAUUCCCUGAAAAGAGCAGGUGUUGUGAAGCCAGAGGAUGAUCAUUUGCCUUACACUUCUGCCCACUGUGUCACUGUCCCUGGGGCUGCCGCUGCUUGGUGCGACACAGUGGAACAGUUUGGAAGUGGAGAGUUAUCUAUGAAAAAUAUUUUACAACCAGCAAUUGACUUAGCAAAAGAAGGAUUCCCUGUCCACCAAGUUGCUGCAUAUUUCUGGAAUAAAUGUGGGUCGUGCCUCCAAGUUCCAACAAAUAAACAUGGAUGUGAUAUGUUGCUAAAUGGACAUCCUCCUAAAGCAGGUGAUGUCAUGGUGAUGCCACACUUAGCUGCAACAUUUGAGGAAUUAGGUUCAAAAGGGAAGGAUAGUUUUUAUAAAGGACGUAUAGCCAAAGCAAUAGUUGAUGUUAUACAAGAGCAUGGUGGAUUGUUAUCCCUUGAAGACUUAGAGCAACAUCACAGCACCUUUGAUGAACCAAUAAAGACUUCCUACCAUGGGAUAAAUGUUUGGGAAAUGCCUCCAAAUGCACAGGGAAUCACUGCACUACUGGCCCUGAACAUACUGGAGGGAUUUGACAUCCAAGGUAUGACACAUAACUCCAGCGAGUAUCUCCACACCUUGAUUGAAGCUCUGUCAUUAAGUUUUGCGGAUACUUUGUGGUAUAACGCCGACCCAAGUAAAGUUAAAGUACCCGUUAGUGGAUUAUUAAGUAAAGAAUAUGCAGCAAAACGUCGAACCCUUAUCGCGCCGCACAGAGCGUUAGGAAGCUAUGAGCGAGGUUCGCCAUUCAGUUGCAGUGACACUGUGUAUUUCAGUGUUGUGGAUGCUCAAGGUAAUGCUUGUUCCUUCAUCAACAGUAAUUACCAAAGCUUUGGUACAGGCCUGGUUCCUGAAGGCUGUGGAUUUACUCUUCAUAAUCGAGGCGCUAAUUUUUCACUUCGUCCAGACCAUCCAAAUGUCCUUGAGCCAAUGAAGAGGCCAUACCACACCAUCAUCCCUGGUAUGAGUACGCAUGAGGAUACUGGGGAGCUUUUUGCUUGUUUUGGUGUCAUGGGAGGCUUUAUGCAGCCACAAGGACAUGUGCAGGUCCUGCUUAAUAUGAUCGACUUUGGGAUGGACCCUCAACAAGCCUUGGACAUGCCAAGAUUUUGUAUCCAGAGUGAAGGUCAGGGCCUUGGGUCCGUUUUCCUUGAGGACGGUAUUUCCGGAAAAGUCGCCAAAGAGCUCAGUGAACUCGGACACAAAGUUGCAUACCCAGUGUGUGGCCACAACAGGAGUGUUUUUGGACGGGGUCAAAUAAUUACUCGUAAGAAAGCACCUUGCAACAAUGGACUUGAACGGGAUGUUUACUGGUCUGGUUCUGAUCCUAGAGCCGAUGGAUUAGCAUGUGGAUUGUAAAUCAUAGCAACGGCUUGAGCUCUUCGUGGUGACUUAGAACUUUAAGACUUAGAACUUUUAGAACUUUAGGGUUUUAAAAGUGUGCGCAAGCUAUUGGAUCCAAUCUACGACUGUGGAGGGGAAAUCAAAGUCUUGAUGAUUAUAAAUUAUAUUGUUAUAUACCCAGACUUUCACUCAACAAAACGAGUACUGUGAUUGGUUAAAUAUUGGUCACGUGCCCCUGGUCAAAUUCAAAUGUCUCCCGACCGGGAUACAAUUGUGUAGUUGUUGCCCGCGCGCUGAAUGCAACACCAUAUUUUUGCCAUAUGAUUGUUAGCGGGAAAGUCUAAAUAUACAGCAAAGCACUUAAUGUAUGGUCCCACGGGAAACUAGUCUGUUUUGUUUUCUCUCGAGUCCUGAUGUCAGAACUCUCAGGAAAACAAAACCAAGUGUUUCCCUCGGGACCAUACAUAAAGUGUAAAAUGAUGCUAGGAAACCCAUCGGCUUACUUAAUUUCCAUAGCUAAUCACGCGUAAUGAAAUAAAGAACUCGUCCGUUUUGACAAGAAGGGUUCUGAAGCAAAAUUGCGAAGGUCUUAUUCCUCCCAGAAUGUACGAUUAAAAUGUGUUAUUUUUGUA